Angiostrongylus costaricensis is the source of this 435-nucleotide messenger RNA. NCBI's taxonomy places the organism in Eukaryota, Metazoa, Nematoda, Chromadorea, Rhabditida, Metastrongylidae. The record is from the annotation of a GenBank genome assembly.
AUGAAAGCUAAUAGUUUGAAAGUCACCAAAAGACGUCUGUCUCCAGAGACACUCAAGCUGAUACGCCAGCGUGGAUUCUCUCGAACUGCAGGCAACCGCGAACUAACGUCCGAACUUGCAAAACAAAGCAGGCAAGCGGUAAAAGAAGAUCUUAAAGAGGGAAGAGCAGCAGUAAUGGUAGGAGCUGCAGAGGCUGGGAAAAGCAUUCGCAAAGCCCACCGAAGCUUUACCAAUUACAAGACCAAAAUGAAUGAACUCGGAAGCCCAGGCGAAACAGUUACAGCGUCCAGAAAGGCAAUGGAAAAAGUUAUUCACCAAUACUACUCGGAUCUCAUCGAUAGCCACGUCCACCUUCCGUCAUAUGAAAUAAAGGAGGAUGGGUAUAUUGUACCACCUGUUCUCCUUCCGAAAUUCGAUAUGCCAUUUCGUCGGUGA